Aureobasidium melanogenum CBS 110374 is the source of this 879-nucleotide messenger RNA. RefSeq names its product cyclin-domain-containing protein. Gene Ontology annotation, molecular function: protein kinase binding; cyclin-dependent protein serine/threonine kinase regulator activity. Gene Ontology annotation, biological process: regulation of cyclin-dependent protein serine/threonine kinase activity. The transcript has 2 exons. Lineage: Eukaryota; Fungi; Ascomycota; Dothideomycetes; Dothideales; Saccotheciaceae. Gene Ontology annotation, cellular component: nucleus; cyclin-dependent protein kinase holoenzyme complex. Bases 1 to 879 code for a protein of 292 amino acids. The record is from RefSeq and is a predicted model, not a curated record.
AUGGAUUCGACUAGCAUACAAGCACCUCCCAAACCAAAUCCGAAUCAAGACAGCGGACGUCUCCCGCACGAUUAUCACGUCGACAUGGAGCAGACCAACGAGCCACUCAUGCUCAAGGACGAGAACUGGGAUCUCUACUCAGUGUCAGGUGUUGCAGCUGUGCAGAUGCUCGCGCAAGCAUUACAGUCACUAGCCAACAUCACCGGAGAUGUCGCGUGCACCACUCCCGUAUACCAGAGGCAAAUGUUCAAACCCCCAGCAACAAUCCCCGAAGGCUCCAACCCUCCAUCUCCCGACUCGAUCACACCGCCUGCCCAUACGCCAGAGUUGGAAGGCUCACCAACUCUUGCUCCACACCAUUGCGUUCCCCCAGACAUUGCCGAAGCCAACGCCCUGCAGCUUGCAGCUGUUUCGCGACGAUUCUUCCUCAAGGCUGCUCCGCCAUUCUCCAUCACCGAUUAUCUCCUUCGCAUACACAAGUUCAGCCCGCACUCGCCUGGCGUGUACUUGGCUGCAGCAUCCUAUAUACACCGUCUUUGUGUCGUUGAGACUAUGGUACCCGCCACACCUCGCACAGUACACCGCUUAGCACUGGCUGCCAUCCGCAUAGCCAGCAAGUCACUAGAAGACAACAAAUGGACCCAAGAACGAAUUGCCCGUUUGGGUGGUAUAAGCACAAAUGAGCUUAAGAAGCUUGAAAUAAGUUUCUGCUACCUGCUCAACUUUGACCUUUUUCUAAGGCCAGAAGAUCUACAGCGUUCGAUGUGGUUGUUACAAAGUACCGCACGUCAAGGUCUAUCCGUUAGGCGACGCCUGAGUGAAGGCUUCAUCAUGCGACUACCGUCCAGACUAUUACCCGAAGCUACUGCUGGAGCAUGA